This is a messenger RNA of Vigna radiata var. radiata (mung bean), 510 nucleotides long. Its product is annotated as macrophage migration inhibitory factor homolog. NCBI's taxonomy places the organism in Eukaryota, Viridiplantae, Streptophyta, Magnoliopsida, Fabales, Fabaceae. Gene Ontology annotation, molecular function: phenylpyruvate tautomerase activity. The transcript has 2 exons. The record is from RefSeq and is a predicted model, not a curated record. Bases 35 to 373 code for a protein of 112 amino acids.
UUUUAUAGAACCGUUAGAAAUUAAAAGGAGGAACAUGCCCUGCCUGCACAUCAUCACCAAUCUUAACUUAGAUGGAGUUGACACUAACCCUGUCUUUUCUGAAGUCACCACUGCUGUCUCUACUAUCAUCGGAAGACCUGAAAAGUUUGUGAUGGUGAUACUGAAAUCUUCAGUGCCAAUAUUAUUUGAGGGUAACAAGGAACCAGCAGCAUAUGCUGAGAUAGUUUCAAUGGGUGGCAUAGAUUCAGAAGUGAAGAGGAAGCUCAUUGCUACCAUUGGAACCAUUUUGCAGUCCAAGCUUUCUAUCCCAAGAACACGAUUUUUCCUCAAAGUCUUUGAUACCACUGCAUUUUCUACCAAAUCCAAAAUGUAAUGCUAGCUUUCAAAUUCUCACCAGCUUCCUGUAUUAAUUUUCUCAUGUUCUGCUUUAAAUUUCAAUAACUGUGCAAUGUUAAUGCCCAAAUUCUCCUACUCUUUAUUGAAAAAUCAAACAAAGAGAACUUUUAUUCA